Molecule: messenger RNA, 2288 nt
Organism: Rhagoletis zephyria (snowberry fruit fly)
Lineage: Eukaryota; Metazoa; Arthropoda; Insecta; Diptera; Tephritidae
Source: RefSeq, a predicted model, not a curated record
GCGAACUCCCGUGGACAAGUGCCAUCACAACUGGCGUCGACUGGAAGUCACUUGUCAUGCCGGCCUGUUUGCCAAUUACCACAGAUUUUUUGCCUGACAAGCAAACUUUGCGUCAGUGUUACGAAUUUUAUGCGUAUGAUCUCCUUCCAGAAGAUCAGGUCAACGAUUUCUUUCAAGAAAAACUGUUCAAGAAAGAAGAGGAAUUGAACAAGAAGGAGCAUACGCAUACAACUGAAAGGGUUUACAUUGAAAUGAUUUGCCAGAGAUUGCAGCAAGGCUUUCAGUUGAUUCUUCAGCCCAAGGCAGAGAUGCUCAGCACUCUGGAUGACCAAAGCCACGACAAGUGCAUGUACAUUCUCAGCAUUGGUCGAAUAUACCACGAGCUUCUUUUGCGAGAAAGUAAGAUCACCAUCACCUAUUACCACCCUCGGCAUGUGAGUAUUGCCAAGAACAUCAAGUACUGCUACCGAAUUCGCACACCAGACAAUGAUACCUAUGGCAUCUCUUGGGUGGAGUUUGCUGGUGAACGUUUGGAGAACUACAAGUGGAACUAUCUCGAUAAUUACAUUUGCCUUCGUGCUGACAGUGACUACCAGCUCAUUGACAGUCUCAAGUUUUGGCGCUUUCGACUUCUCGUCCUGCCGACCAUGCACUCCAUUACAAAGGUGAUCAUUGAAAAGUACACCAAAUGCGAGGAACGUUUCGACUGUGAUCUUUACCAUGUCUUUACAUCGGAGGAAAAGAGAGACCACCAGGCUGCCUUUUUGAAGCUACUUGAAGUUUUCAAUCGGAUAAAGAACACUCACAGUAAACAUGUGGUGAACAUGCUGCGAAAUGACAGUUCCAGUCGAGCGCCCAAUCGGCGCAAUAGUACUACUCCAAACACUUCCUUUGCUGGCCUGAAAAAGUUGGACUCGCUAAAUUACACACGACAUUCACAACCGGCAGAAAGUCUUUUGAGUACCAUUAGUGAAACUAGUUCAAGAAUGGCAAUGAAAGUUGAUUCGGAAAAAGGCGAGCACACGAGCCAGUUGAAAAUUAUCGAAAAAUUGAGAAAUAGUGACCUCUUCAUCAAAUCGAAAUAUCUCCCUCCAAACACUUUUAUUGGCUGUGAUGCCCUCAUGUGGGCUGUCAACUGUGAGAAUGAAACCGAAGCAAGUGCUGAGAUGCUGUUCAAGUCUCUGCAGACCAAUGGUUUAAUAAGACAUGCUUCAGGAGAUGAAACUAAAGAGUUCAACCGAGGCUUCUACUUCUACUGCAUCGUUGACGACGAAUCGAAAAAAUACUUUGAAAAGUACAAAAUGGACAUUAGUACUUUUGAGCGUGAUUGGAUGGAGGUGGGUGUCGUGCACCAGUUCAAUUCGAAGCAGCUGGAGAAUUUCUACGAAGACUCAAGUGAAAUUAUGUCAAGCAACAAGCCUGAAGAUAAAUUUACCUUUAAGAACCUGAUGUUUGAUGUAGAAAAUGGAGGCAAAAGUGGUCGGGUUGAGUGGGUGAACGUCAAAUACCAUAGUUUAUUUGACCCUGAUCAGGCCUUUGAGAUGGUCAUCGAGUGGAUGGUCGCCACAGGAAACGCUAUUCCGGAGAUAGUCAAUUCUUGGAGUAGAACCAAGUUUGCACAGCCAAACAAUCUUCACAUUGUUCCAAUUCCUUGGGACCCAUUUGCACUUCCCUUCUCAAACAAAUCUGACCCACUGCGAGGGCCAAUUUACAUUUCACUUAACGCUGACUGUCUAACUUCAUCAACCAAAGUGCUCGACGCUGAAGGAUUGUUUAGUUUUCAGGAAAAAAUUUUGGUCAAGUUUGGGUUUAUUCCAUUCUGUGAUCCCAGCACUGACAAUCAGCGAAACUUUGUGCACGUAUCAGGUAGUAUUUUCGUGAUGAUUCCCAACAAAAAUCCUGCUUCGUCGCCUUCAAAGAAUCUUAAUAAACGAGGAAAAUUUCUCAUGCCUAAUGAUCUCGAAAUGGCCUGCAGUCCGCAUGAAGAGUACAUCACUAGACAUUUCAGUGGCAUGCAAACUACCGGACAAAGUGUGCACAAUAUGAGCAAGAUUGGCUUUCUGUGGUGCUGGAACUACAUGAUCACUAAACGCUGGAAGACAAAUGUCACCGGAGACGAGCAUUCAAUGCGAAAAAUCAUGGAUGAUUUUAAAGCUUUCUGCUCUAAUGAUAAAAAUCGGCUCAGAGAGUUUUGGGACAUUUACGAAACUUGGACAGAUGGACCAGCAGCAGCAGUCGCCGCAGCCGCAGCCUCAGCCUCCAAGGCGCUGGAUAAGCCCUCGGCCUGA